Molecule: messenger RNA, 2514 nt
Organism: Contarinia nasturtii (swede midge)
Lineage: Eukaryota; Metazoa; Arthropoda; Insecta; Diptera; Cecidomyiidae
Exons: 4
Coding region: 53-1048 (331 amino acids)
Molecular function (GO): 8-oxo-dGDP phosphatase activity
Source: RefSeq, a predicted model, not a curated record
GUCAAAAACUCAGCAGUAGCGAUAGUACGGUCAAAAUCGUAACAUAAUCAAUAUGGCGGCAGAUAGUGAUAAAAAUAAAAUGUCAAGACUAUUAAAUUUAGCACGGAAAUUCAAUUGUUUCUAUUUAUCAGGUCUAUACAAUGGCGAGUGUCGUCCAUUUGUCGUGGAUGGGCUUCAAGUUGGUGUUAUUAGACCCGAUGUUAUGAAAGAAUUGUUUAAAUAUCCAGAAGUAUUUGUGAUUAAAGACAAUGAAAAGUCGAAAAUGGUUGAAUUGAAUCCAGCGUUUCGUGAUUACAACGAACGAACGGAGCAUGUUGAUCGGGUAUUACGGCAAUUUCGACAAGAUGACGUCUUUGUAGCACUCAAAGGUUGGCGAGACGAGUUUUAUGAUGUAAAGGCUGGUCAUAAGGCGCUAUUGAAAAUGGAUCGAUCGGCCACAUGUUUGUUUGGUAUUCGCAAUUAUGGUGUUGACAUAAAUGGCUAUGUACGGCAUCCAACAUUAGGCUUGUGUAUUUGGUUGCAACAACGAUCGGAUACCAAACAAACAUGGCCAGGAAAAUGGGACAAUAUGGUUGGCGGUGGUUUAUCUGUUGGCUAUGGCAUUGAAGAGACGGCCGUUAAAGAAGCAGCCGAAGAGGCAUCCAUUCCAAGCGAUUUAGUCAAAAAUAUUGUAUCAGCCGGAUGUGUUUCAUUCCUAUUCGAAAGCAAUCGCGGCAUUUUUCCAAACACUGAAUUUGUAUUCGAUUUAGAAUUACCGGUCGACUUUAUACCAACGAAUGCCGAUGGUGAGGUGCAAGCAUUCCAACUUCUGCCGGCCAACGAAUGCCUAGAAAAAUUAUUCUCGCCCGAAUUCAAAACAACAAGCUGCCCGGUUGUUAUUGAUUUUUUGAUUAGGCACGGUGUCAUCACACCCGAAAAUGAGAAAAACUUUACCGAAUUGGUUGAAUUGCUUCACGUUCCAUUGCAGACGCUUUAUAACUUUGGUUCGGCCACCAAUGGCCGAGACAUUUACGGAAACAUCGAAAAUGGCCACAAUAAUAAAAUCUAAAUCAUUUGACACACAGCACUUGAAAUCAAUUCAUGUUUGCCUACAUUUUCAUUUGCUUGUUGUUCGUUACAAUAUAUAUAAAUAUAUAUAUUACCAAAUGGUAUUUUACUUUUUAAUCAAAAGGAUCAUUUCCGAAAUAUUUUUUCAAAAUAAGAAUUUAAUAAAAACAAAAAGACACACAUACACACACCCGGAAAUCUAAGCAUUCAAUUGAGAGAAACACACAAACACACACACAUUUUUUUUUGUGGUAGCAAACGGUUUCGCAAAUAUUUAUUAAUCUUUAUUUUAAAUGAUAAUUUUAUUAUUUAUUUGUAUUGGCUAUGUAUAACUAAAUGAAGACAAACAAAAAAAAAUACUGCCAACAUCAACUUGAUGAAUGAAAACUAUCCAUUAACGAAAUACUCGCGCAUAAUUGAUUGUUUAUAUUUGAAUCAAUGUGCAUGUUAUACGUAUAUGUAGUUGAACAUUUUCUUUCGAAAAACGUGGACGCUAUCAAUUUUUCCAUUCGACAAUUUUGAACGAUACCUCUUUUUUUUCCAAAUUGUUUAUUGAUGCUUAUUUGUUGUGAAAAUCAAUGUUGAACAAAACAAUAUUUCUUGAAACAAAAACACAAAAAUAGUUGACAUUGACAUUUAAAGCAAAUGAACCCAAAGAAAAAUAAAAAAAAUGUAUUUAUUCAAACAAAAAAAAAAAGAAUACUGUAGCAGUACGAAAUCGCAUAUAAUUUGAGCAAUAAAUAGAUUUUGAAUCGUUAGUCAAAGAAAACAAAAAGAAAUUUAACCGCAGAAAAGAAAAAACUUGUAUAAUCGACCAUUGUAGAGCAUGUAGCAUCAAAAUGUGAGUUUUCAGGGAGAAAUUGGUGGUUGUUUUGUGUGCAAAUCGACAAAAUAAAACUAAACAUUCAGUAGUAGAGAUUCACUUGUGAUUGGUAUACCGUAUAACACACAGAUUUAAAAACGAAAACAUGAUGGGACGUAAUCGUAACGAAAUUCGAUAGAAACAUUUAACAAUAUGGGCCUUUCUUCUCUAUUUUCACGAGAUAAACGAUUUGUUUAGGUAGAAAUAAAACAAAAACGAAUAGAUUUUCAUAUGGACUUUUUGUGUUCUUUGUACGGAAAUCAAUGUUUUUAUAUAUUGUAUUUAACGAAUUGUAGAUUGAUUAGUGGUUCUUAGCACUUUGAUAUUGACUGUUUUUUUGUUCUUUCUUCCUCUUUUUUUUUGAUUAAAUAUGAAAUUAGUUGCUUGAAUGAUUUCCGAUGCACAAUUUAAACAUUCAACUCACACUUUUCAAUCGAUUCAAUUUCUCCUCAAACUUUUCAAACUAGAUUUUUAGUGACAAAAAUAAUAAUAAUAUUAAAACAAAACGAUUUAGCAAGAGUUCUAAGACUAUGGAAUAGCUUAGAAAUAAUACUAUUUAUUGAAUAAAGUAUUAAAUUACACUAUACGAUUUCAAAUUCCCUGAA